Molecule: messenger RNA, 1801 nt
Organism: Lottia gigantea (owl limpet)
Lineage: Eukaryota; Metazoa; Mollusca; Gastropoda; Lottiidae
Exons: 2
Coding region: 111-1364 (417 amino acids)
Source: RefSeq, a predicted model, not a curated record
AGUAAGGAAAUGGUGUAUAUUACUAAGAGUAUAGAGUUAUAGUAGAUAUAAGUUAGAUCAGAAUGAAUAAGGAUGUACACUAGUAACGAAGACAGUGAAGUUUGACGAGAAUGGGAAAUUGGAUUUCUUCAUUGACAUCUUACGUCCCUGGUUUUUUGACCAAUCAGAAAGCAGUUUCAGAAACCAAUGAAAAUGUGCCAGUAAAUGAAGUAGUAAGAGUGUCGCCACCUACCGAUAUUGAAAUAUCUACGGAGUGUGCGCGGACGUUGUAUCAGGCUGAAACUUGCCGAAAGAAAUCUCAGCACUCGGACUACAUUCAAUUCUGCAAAUUGACCCCUACUGACAUACCCGAACAGUUUCAAAAUGACAGACUAUACAAAUAUCUUGUGAACGUUGGCAAACGUGUAGUCCGAGUAACAGUCCAUGCAUCAGAAUUGGACUCCUUUUAUGGAAGUGGCGUAGUGACGAAAUAUCGAGGACAAACUGUUAUCGCCGUGCCACGAAGUUUAGUGCCCAAUGACACAACAGCUUCCCAAACCGAGGUCGACUUUUUCUACGAUACUUCAGACUACAAAGGCGUCUUCAAGUCCAAAGGAACUGGUCUAAUAUCUGUACCCGAUAACCCUCAAUUGACCUUAAUGACUUUUGACCCAGAACCUGAGGUCAUAUGCAAGUCAUAUAUUCCUGACAUUGACCGAUUCAAGGUCGAGGUCACUGUGACCGAUGAAGAAGAUAAUCUGCGUUCAGGAGAAGCGGAAGUGUUUACUGAAGAUGGACAAUAUUACGUCUUGACCAAUACUGACUUGAUAGACACAGAUUUCCAGGCGGAGAACUGUCAAAUCAAAUUCUGUAUUGAUGGUGCGCUUGCACCUAGUUUGGGAACUGGGAUAUUCUAUAUGGACGAAACGGAUACCAUCAUUUCGUUUGAUCCUGUACCGGAAGUGAUAAAACGGGAACUAACGAAACGCGACCCCUUAUGGCAGAAUAGCGAAGACAGUGACAUAAUGCCAAUAGUGAUCUCACAUCCCCACGGCGCCCCUAAAACUGUUACCAUGGGAACAGCGUUCACGAACAUUCAAAAGGAAAUGCUGGAGAGAAGUGUCCUCAAGGAUUCUUUGAAAUCGAAGCAUGCUGUUGGAACCAAGGACGAAAGUGACUUCAUCAAAAAAAAGGUGUUGGUUCACACUGCAGACACGUGCCCCGGAAGUUCUGGUGGGAUUGUCAUUGCCGUUGGAGACGAUUCAAAGAUAAGGGGAGGCUACUCUAAAGCUUUUAUCCAUUUACAAGGUUUAAAGUCCGAAUUGAUGAAGUUGCAGACUGAUUCGGACAAUAUUAACAUAUCGACGCUCAUUGGUUGGAUUUGAUUGUGUGAUUGUCAUUAGUUGAAUAUCCGAAAUGUUAGCUUGGAUAACGUUUGUGUUCUGAUCUUUUACUAACUUCUAGCACCUUCUGUGAUUUUGAAUUUUGAAACUCUAGCGCUUUCAACUUCCGCUUGAUGAAGGAGACAACCGGAAGUAACAAUGCUUGACAACGGCAGCGAAAAGCAGUUCUAUGAAAGUGCAUUGUAGACAGGUCGUUUCAGAGUGAGAACCAUCUCAGCCGCACCUCUCCGCUUCCACAGAGAUGCAGCAUUUUAAAUUCUUAUCUCGACGGUUGUCCCGCCAUUAAGUCAAUCUGCUCCCUAUUUGUACCCCUAGUCUCGGGAGACUGGUGGCGCUACUGACCAUAAUGAUGUAAGAGAUGAUUCUAUUUCUGUUAAUAUUUCAGUAAUCUAUUAUUGAGAAUAAAGUGUAUAUGAUUG